Molecule: messenger RNA, 5446 nt
Organism: Pyricularia oryzae 70-15
Lineage: Eukaryota; Fungi; Ascomycota; Sordariomycetes; Magnaporthales; Pyriculariaceae
Exons: 3
Coding region: 511-5106 (1531 amino acids)
Molecular function (GO): protein binding
Source: RefSeq, a predicted model, not a curated record
UGGUUGCGGAGCGCUGCAACUUUUUCCAACAGCAACAUUGUUUGUACUUACCAAAACAUCGUAGCCCGCAACACCCGCCCAAGGCUACGCGUUUACAUUGCAUUGCACCAGCUCUCGUCGCAGAGAUACAAUCUUGCACAAUUCGUCUUUUACCUUCUCCAGGUGUACAAUCACAAUCUCUUCUUGGCCCCCCAAAAAUCCGACCUUCGUCAGAAAACUCAUUCAUUCAUCCAUCCAGUCGGCCGCCGUCUUGUGUUGGCAGCGGCCGAAAGCCAUUUUGUCUUGCGUCCUGAACUCUCCAAAACUUUGCCCAUUGGCUUUCCAACGCGUCACCGAACAACUUUUUCACUGUGGAAAAAGCGUUCUCCAAUUCAAUUCUCCCUGCAUCCGUGGCGAGUAUUUGCUCGACUGCACUAGCUCUAUCGUUCCGUUCCCUUGUGUAUACCCCAAUGCCCGCUUCCCUAAAGUCUGUUCUUGAUUUGGAGAAGGAAUUUCCGUGUCACUCUCUCCAUGCAUGACUCCACCGCGUCUUCUGGCAGUUCUCUUGGCCCGGAAGGGUUUGCAACGUCCGCAGCUCGCGAUGCACCAACGACAGUAACUGCAAGCCCUGAAAAAAUCAGCCUGGAUUCCGAUGAUACCGACGAGAUGGGCAGCAAUAGUUCCAUCUACAGGGACGGCCCAGAUAGCACAGCGACGGAUGCUUCCUUUCACUCAAAAUCUGACCACAGCAUUCCCGAAAGCCUGUCAGCCGCCUCAGACGAACGAACCAGCGAGCCUCACCGACAACUCGACAACCCUCAAGAUCCACAGGAACAGCCUUCUCGCAAACGAAAAACGGACGAUCGACAGGGAGAUGGCGAACCAAAGCCAGAUGAUAAAGCUGGGGCAGAGACCGCCGCGGAAAGGUCCAAAAAGGUGAAGCUGGAUUCCAUUACAGGAAUGCCUGUUCCUGCAGUGAAGCAAACACUUCCACUGGACCGCUCUCUUCUACCUGUCGAGAUAUGGCAUUAUAUCUUCACAUUUUGUCCCCCAAAAACUCUUGGAAACCUCAUGGGUGUCAACAAGUUGUUCCACUCAUAUCUUGAUCCUUCUUUGUGCACCCCCUCAAUAUCUCGGGAGUCGCCCACGACCCCGGGUCCCGCCGUCGUCUUGAAGCCAGACUCGUUAUGGAAGGCUUCAAGGCGCGCAUUUUGGCCCUGCAUGCCUGCUCCUCUCAAGUCUAUGUCUGAACUUGACAUGUGGAAACUGGCAUGUUCUUCAGCUUGCCAUCACUGUGGCAAGCGUGCCGGCGAUGCUGAUCAUGCAACCGCAGAGUCUUCCCCUGGACCGGGUAUGGACCGCGUCGCCGUCGUGUGGCCGUUUGCAACUCGUACAUGCGGACCCUGUCUCGUUAAAAACUCUGUCAAGGAGAUCGACCUGCUCCUGUCCUCCUCUACUCCAUCGGCUCUUAUGGUUGCGAUUCCGUUUGUAUUGUUGACCGACAGGCUGGAUGCAUACUCAGCCUCCAUGGCCGAGCGUGGCCAGCUACCAAAAGAAGCACAAUACACAAAGCUCUUUUGGAAAGAAUGUGUGGAUCGGCUGAAGAACGAGUUCUUGGAAGUCAAGGCGUUGGGUAUGGCCACGACAGAGGAGUGGCUCAAGGGACUCGAAGGCCGGGGAGUCGAGCUGCAACAGGACUCGUCAAGAUGGGAAAAUUAUGCCAGCUCUGGUGGCAUCGAUAGGCUGCGGUCUAAGCUUUACAUCGGUUAUGAGCUGGAGGCUAUAGAAAACUCGAACACUUCCAUACUCAACCAACCUCAUAUUUCCGGAUCAGCCACCACGCAACCAACCGUCACUUCAGGAGCCAGCACAGCCGUGGCAACGGGCCUUGCGUCUCUGCCCCCUCGCACCAACAUCGGAUCUAAGCAUGAACGAACCCGGGAAGAGGUGGCAGAACUGAAAGCUGCACGGAGAGCUGAGAUAGAGCGACGCGCAGCUUUACUGGAUCCGCCCAUUCAGCCAACCUUGCUGGUUCAUAUACCAUCAUUCCAAGCUGCCACACAGAUCAUCACACCGCUGGAUGACAGCAGCUGGGAGUUGCUCAAACCGCGUCUGCUUGCGCAGAGGGCAGAUGCUGAACAACGCGAGAGGGAGGCUGCCUUACAGGCAACCCUGCAGCAGGAGCUUGCAGAACGCCGUAGGGCUGCAGAUGCCAACAAGGAUGACGAGGUGUCUGAUAGCGACUGGGACGAACUACAAGGACCCCUGCGGGCUCGGAUCUCGCGCUACGCUGACGACUUCAUAGAGAACAAUUGGGACGACGGUGAUAAGGUUUCCAAGGACAUGUGCGGAGAGUUUGCAGCUAGCGUGCUACUUCAUGUCCGGAAGCAGUUUUACGCGGAUGUCGCCAAGGAUGCCGCUGCUGCUAGAGCACUCGGAAAGAAACCGAUCGUUGACCCGCCUAAAGGACCCUUUACUCAGAAAUUGACGCUGGAGAACAUGAAGUGGAUCUUCGACGUCAAGAUCAGACCUCAUACAGAGUCGCUCAGAAAGGAGCUAUUUCUGUGCAACGGCUGCGACGCCAACUUCAAAUACUACGGUUUUGAAGGAGUGGUUCAACAUUACGCGGCCAAGCACACUGGUGCACUCAGCCUCGGGAGCAUAGUGGUCUACUGGCGUGCUGAGUGGCCAGAAAUCCCACCUUUCCGCCCGAAUCCGCGUGCAGCUCGGCAAUUGCACAACCAGGCACAGGCGCAAAUCGCCCAGCAGCAAAAGAAUGGCCAAAUGCGUCAUGUCUACCCUCCUUACCAGACUGGUAUUGCUUCAAUUCCUCCACAGCACGGACCGGCGUAUCCCCCUCCUCCUCCGGCUGCCGCACCUUAUGCUGCACCCCCUUAUCCUGAGACCUACCAGGGUGGUGCGCAAGGGCCGUCGUACGUGUCACCGAGCUUUGGUCCAGGCCAGCAGGUUUAUGGUCCUCCGGCCUAUCAGGCACCUCCGAUGCCUUACCAUCCACAGUACCCCGGACCCCCAGUACCUGCCGGCGUCUACCCGCCUUCGGGAUAUGGACCAGCCCCUCCCCCCAUUGCACCCCCUCAACUCACCCCGCAGCUACCUGCAGGAGGAUACAGCCAUAGCCAUGGUCCUUAUCAAAGCAACCCUGGCUAUGGUUACGGCAGUGGCCAGCCAGGACCAGAUCGCUAUCGUGUUCAGCUGGAAGAGAUGGCCAAGCUUUCUCGUGAACUAUGGAAUUCGACUUCGAGUGUCAAAGAUCUCCCUGGGAGUGCUAGAUUGCAGGCUAUCAUCUACCACAUGGCGAAACGGUUCCAUGCUAAAUUCAACGAACCUGCACCGCUCACCAUGUUCAUAGAUGGCCUGUCGGGCAACAAGGACAUGAGACCAGUUCGAAAUGUCAAUGGGCUGCUGUGCAAGCUUUGCCAUACCGGUUACGUCAAUCCGCCGCCAACAGAGCAGGAUCGCAAGUCGUUCUCCAUGCCCCAGCUAGUCAACCACUUCCAGAGCAGGCACGUUGAGCCAGCCAUCGCCAUGGGUGAGCAUGCUCCUGUUCCUGAGUGGACCUCGGACAUGAUACUUCUUCCCGACCUAGCUGGCAUGCAAGCCCUUCGCCGAUCUGCCAGUAGCGACAAACAGAAGGAAAAACUACUGGGCGAAUCGCUUCCUCAGAUAUUCGAGACCCCUGUCCCUCCCAGUAACAAUUCUCAUCUAGCACGGGAAAGCCGCUGGCCGAGUGCCUAUGAACCCGCCAAUUCGCUGCAGGAUGCAUCGCUCGAUAAGCGUGAUGUUUUCUACGACUCGGCGUCUUUGACUACUGAUUCGCGGGCAAUCAAUGGCCAUGCAAACGGAAACAAGUUUGGGGCCAUUGGCGACGGGGCUCCCAAGUCUUCUCAUGGCACUCAAGCGCAACAAGGGCAGGACGGAAGGAACAAGAAAAAGAAACACAGCAGCAAGGGUAACAACAGUGGCUCCGGCACCUACCGGGCAGCGGAUGACUGGGCUCCAAGGCCUGACACAGGCGGACCCAGGGCUUGUGAUCCCAUAUAUGGUGACGAGGACUCACUCCACCAGGGCGACAAAGUUCGUGCCAUGUGGGCACCUGCCAGAGCAAAAUCAGUUUCCCGUGAAAGGCCAGCCCCCAUCGGCUCGGAAGUUGGAAAGGGCACUAUUAGGCCUCGUGGUCACACUCGGCAGAGCAUGUCACUUUCCAGGCCCUCACUGCCUAGCAAGCCUCCCACAAAAGAGUUAAUUCCCAGCCCUAUCUUCCGACAACAGCACCAUCCGCCCACAACGCCCGCGCAUCAAGCACCGAACGCUUUUGAGCGAGAAGGCUCUGACCCGUUGGCGGCAUUGGAGCUCUACCUGGACCAGGAGCGUAAUCGCGCAGCUGCCAACAUGAGGCAGCAGCCCACCACAAAGCCAUAUGUCGAUGAUCCCCGCAGGGACUCAGACACAUUCCCGGGGCCCCAGACACAGUAUCGGCGUUAUAGCAGCGGACGGGCCGAUGAACGACGUCGAUCUCGCUCUCCUGGUCCGAGAUUUGCCAGGUAUUCCGAUGAGGCUCCGCCUGAACAUUACCGGGAACGAAGCCCUCCACCCCCACAUGUAGAACCGGCAUACGGUCAUCGAGCUGUUGUCUCGCAAGACUUGCUACCUUAUGACCGCGUGCCGCCGAUGGCCUCUCGUGACUACUACGGAACCCACGAGGAGGAGCGUCGCUCCCGCCCACCCGUCGAGUACGAAACUUACGAGCUCAUUAGGGCUCGUGACGCUCAGGGAGAAUAUUAUAUAAGACGACCGGUAUUAAGGCGGGGCCCCGAGCCAGGGCUGUACUACGCUGGCACCAACGCUCGCCUACCUGCGGCCGAGAGACCGGUAUAUCCCGAAAGCACCUACCCUACCUAUGAUCAGCCCGCAGGUGCAAAUCAUCCUCCACCGGUGUCUCGUCAAUCGGCGCACCCCAUGUAUGAUUCACGAGCGCCAGCGCCUUUUGUGAGACAGGAGUCAGUUCCUCACUCUCGUCCAGAUACUGGAUUUGCUGAGGAGUAUGACCCCCGUUACCCAUCAGCCCCGCCUCCACCUAUUGGCUCAGGGCGGCCUAGAUAUAUGUGAAGCAUUUCUAUUGUGACGGAAGGAUGUCUUUCCUGUUGCUGAGAUAUUUCUGUGCGAUAUUCUCUGGGCUGCGCAGCGAAUUUAGAGGGAAGGAGAAAAGAUAUUCAUGGACUGCAACAAAUACUUCGGCAGUUGUUAUCAGGAUACCAGUUGAGACAGCAGAGGAACGAUGUACAAUACAGGAGAAAAAAAUGUACUUGUAGCCCAGUAUGGGGGCCAACGAAUCACGUAAUUCAUAACUAUAAUAUAGAAGAUGAAGCAUCGGCGACUGCAGAAGGCAUGACCUCACUACAGAGUAAAUUCACUUGGAGUAUAUACAACUAACUAGGGUAUGCCGCUG